Messenger RNA from Colletotrichum graminicola M1.001, 2685 nucleotides. Its product is annotated as heterokaryon incompatibility protein Het-C. The transcript is spliced from 5 exons. The record is from RefSeq and is a predicted model, not a curated record. NCBI's taxonomy places the organism in Eukaryota, Fungi, Ascomycota, Sordariomycetes, Glomerellales, Glomerellaceae. Bases 1 to 2685 code for a protein of 894 amino acids.
AUGCUCGACGCCAGGUCCUACCCGCUGCUGGUCGGCCUGCUUGUGCUGGUCUGCCUUGCCCAGCCGACCUAUGCCUUCGGGGCUGGCAACAUUGCCAGCAUCUCCAAGAUUGAGGGCCAGAACUGGCGUCAUGGUGACAUCGAGGAUGCUCUCCUCACUCUUGCCAUGGCACGCGCCAUGAACGGCAAAAAGUUCUCCAAGAUGAUGGUCUCCCGUGUCUACUUUGGCAACUGGCUCAGAGACUACUCCCAGGCCAUCGACGUCGGCACUGUCAAGUCCGUCUCCGCCGAGGCCAUCCGGCUGCUCCUCUGUGUGCUGGGUUUCCUGACCUUCGGCUUUGGCUCCAAGGAGUUCGAGGUUACAGCCGAUCGUCUGGGCUGCUACCGCCCCGAGGACCACAUCGACAACCCCAAGAACUACGCCGACAACGAAGAUGCGCGCCAGUACGACCGUCGUCUGAGAGGGCCCGUCGAUGAGGGUGUCGAGCUCGCCAUCGACCCCGAGACCGGCAUGAAGAACUACAUCGCCAACGAGCAGGCUGGCAUCAUGACUUCUGCUGCCCACGCCCGGAACCUGUUCUCCCGCUGCAUUGAACUUGCUCGAGGAUACUCCCGAAACAAGAACCAGGCUGACCUCUACGAGGCGAUGCGUCUCAUGGGUACCGGUCUGCACUGCUUGGAGGACUUCUUCGCUCACAGCAACUACUGCGAGCUUGCCCUCAUCGAGAUGGGCGAGCGAGACGUGUUCCCCCACGUCGGUCGUGACACUCGGAUCAGACUUAACGGAGCCAGAGACGAGGUCUACCCGAUUGUCACUGGUACCUUUGGAGGUGUUGACUUCCUCCACUCCGUCACUGGCGAAGUUUCCGACAAGCUCACCCAGAAUGAGAUUGAGGAGCUCGAGGGUACCCUCCAGGAGAGCAAGAACAACGACACGAGCAUUCUGCGAGGCCUCCUGGACAUGAUUCCCGACGGUAUCUUCGGCGGUAAGCACCAGAGCAACCGGGUGGACGAGCUCCAGAGCAACGCCACCUCCUCCCAGCUCCAGAACAUGCAAGUAUCUCCCAGGGAGCCUGAGGAGUACACCCGCUACAUCCAGGAUGUCUUUAGGCAAAUCAUGCCUGCCAUCGAGUUCCACGAUGAGGUCCUGCAAGGGAUCACCGAGGCCAUCGAGAAGAUCCCCGUCUUGCCCAAAAUCCUGGAGCAGCUCGAGGAGCAGCUGUCCAAGUUUGUCUUCUCCCUCAUUGCCCCCUUCAUCCUCCCCGUCAUCAACCAGAUUCGCAACGAGCUCCGCACCGGCUCUGCCGAGAUCAUUGAGAGCAGUGAGAGGGAGCAGCAUAUCGUCUUCGAGGAUGACCGCAGCACCGACCCCACCCACUCCAUGCUGUCCAAGGACCACUUCACCAACAUUCUGAACGAAGUCGCCGGCCGCUGCGCUGCCAAGACGCUGCACUGGGUCGUACCCCAGCUCAUGGAGGCCAUUGACGAUGAGAGCAUCGAUGUUAACCGUACCCUGAACCGCAUCAUCUUUGGUGUUCUGCACCACCCCGCUCAGCGCGACAUGGGCGAGGACGGUGCCCGGGAGGGACGUCAGCAGAUCUUCAAGUUCAUUGAGGAAUGGUGGAACGAAAUGGACAGGAGCCAGCAAGACGAAUACCGCCGCAAGCUGACGCGCGAGGGUGUCGAACGUGGCGAGAACCACAGGGAGGGAGUUCACGAUACCGGCCACGGCCACGGCUGCAGCGGCAAGCUCCACAUGCGCAAGCAAUUUGGCGAGCCUACGACCUGGGAGGAUAAGGUUGCUGACAAGGCUGCCGGUGCCAUUCUCGAGGGUGUUUCUGGCGGGAUCGCCGGCCUCGUGGAGCAGCAGACCGGAGUCAAGGUCCCGCAGUACAAGCACAAGCAGGAAGAGGAAAGCAGCAGCGGCGGCGGUGCUGGAGGUCUGAUUGGAUCCAUCCUUGGCGGUGUUUUCGGAAAGGAUGAAAAGGAGACCCAGCAUAGCAGCCGCCGUGACGACGACGGCGGUUACACCCAGACCACAACCGAGUACGGCCACCACGGCAACAAGUACGGUCAGGCCGAGUACAGCGAGACCCAGUACUCCAGCGGUGGCGGUCGCUCCGAGUACCGCAGAUACGAGCAGGAGGACAGCCAGGGUGGACGCGAGACUAGCGGCUACGAGUAUCAGCAGACUACAGAGACCCGACCCUCAUACGGCGGCGGAUAUGAGCAGCGUACUGAGACCCACCGAUAUGAGGGCAACACCGAGUCCGGUUACGGCGGUGGUCGCCGUGACGAUAAUGAGGGCGGCUACGGUGGUCGUCGUCAGGAGGAAAGCAGCUACGGCGGUCGCCAGGAAGAGAGCUACGGCGGCGGCUACGGCGGCGGACGCCGUGAUGAUAACGAGAGCAGCUACGGCCGACGGGAGGAGAGCUAUGGCGGCGGACGCCGCGAUGAGAACGAGAGCAGCUACGGUGGCCGCCAGGAAGAGAGUUAUGGCGGCGGCUACGGCGGCGGACGCCGUGAUGACAACGAGGGCAGCUACGGCCGACAGGAGGGCGGUUACGGCGGUGGACGCCGCAACGACGAUGACGAUGAGCGUCGCGAGGGUGGCGGUGGCUUCGGCGACUUUAUCGGCAAGGUCGCGGAGAGAUUUGGCGACAACGACAACAACCGCAGAUGGUAG